Messenger RNA from Gambusia affinis (western mosquitofish), 2510 nucleotides. It is a transcript of the gene limk2, whose product is annotated as LIM domain kinase 2. The transcript has 16 exons. Gene Ontology annotation, biological process: protein phosphorylation; actin cytoskeleton organization. Lineage: Eukaryota; Metazoa; Chordata; Actinopteri; Cyprinodontiformes; Poeciliidae. Gene Ontology annotation, molecular function: protein serine/threonine kinase activity; ATP binding; protein binding. Gene Ontology annotation, cellular component: nucleus; cytoplasm. The record is from RefSeq and is a predicted model, not a curated record. The coding region runs from base 210 to 2264 and encodes 684 amino acids.
GUGCUGCAGCUGAGCCUUUUUGCUCUCCGUACAGGAAUGUGGCGACCGCAUUACGUCACUUGUCCUGCCAGCAAGCGAGAGAAGCAGCUCCGUCCACCAGGAAUUUGGUCUUUGUAUUUGUGCGCGGCUUUAAAGGGGUGAAUUAGUGAUUUUCCUGCUGAUGAAUUCAGAGCUGAGAGGAGGUCUGGGAUGUAAACGAGAGGCGGCUCAUGACAGCUCCGCUGCUGCACAAUGAGAAGCUUGUAGAAGGAGCACAAAUCUCGACGACGCUCUCGGUAGAGUCGAUGGAGGAACCAGAAAAUGAGUGUUACUGUGCGGGCUGCGGAGAAAAAAUUCAAGACUCAUUCCAGAUGAAGGUCCUCCAGGAUACCUGGCACAACGCCUGCUUUCAAUGCUCCGUCUGCUCUGACAACCUCACUAACUGGUACUAUGAGAAGGAUGGCAAGCUGUACUGUCAGAAACACUACUGGGAGAAGUUUGGGGAGCUCUGUCACGGCUGUUCGCUGCUCAUGACAGGACCUGCCAUGGUGGCUGGAGAACACAAGUACCACCCAGAGUGUUUUGUGUGUCUGAGCUGCAAGGUAGUCAUUGAGGACCGGGACACAUACGCCUUGGUCGAGAGGUCCAAACUCUAUUGUGGAAAGUGCUACAAGCAGGUAGUCCUCACCCCCAUGUUGGAGAAACGCUCACACGACUCAAUAUUAGACUCCCUGCCGCACACAGUGACGCUCAUCUCGAUGCCGUCGGCAGCUAACGGGAAGAGGGGUUUCUCUGUGUCCGUGCUGAGGGACGUGAACGGCUCAGCUAGCGUUCAAGUCAAAGAGGUCAGAGGGAUGCUUAUCAGUCCGGAGGUGCGAAGUGCUAUCCACGUUGGAGACAGAAUCCUGGAGAUCAAUGGGCUUCCUGUUGGGACGCUGAUGGAGAAGGAGGUGUACGAUCUGAUCCACCGCACCAGUCACACGCUGCAGCUACUGAUAGAGUACGACCCAGUGAGGCAGCGUCUAGAUCGGCUCCGUCUGGGCUCUCCUAGGAACGAGCUGGGCGUCCCGGCCACGUCCCGCAUGCGUCUGUCCUCGCCGUCCGACACAGUCCUCGAGAGGACAGACGAAGUGGAUGAUGGCAUGCUGAAAAGGAGAUCUUUGAAGCGCAGUAACAGCAUAUGCAAGUCCCCAAACUCCCUAAAAGAGACGCCGAUAAUCACGAGAGACAUCGGUCGCUCUGAGUCCCUGAGGUCCUCCAGCAGCUGCUCUCAUCGCAUUUUCCGACCCUGUGACCUUAUCCAUGGGGAAGUCCUAGGGAAGGGCUUUUUUGGACAGGCCAUUAAGGUGACUCACAAAGCCACUGGGGAGGUGAUGGUGAUGAAGGAGCUGAUCCGUUGUGAUGAGGAGACGCAGAAAACUUUUCUAAAAGAGGUCAAGGUAAUGAGAAGCCUCGACCAUCCACACGUACUGAAGUUCAUUGGUGUGCUGUACAAAGACAAGAGGCUGAAUCUGAUCACAGAGUUCAUUGAAGGAGGAACGCUGAAGGACUUCAUCAGAGACAUGGACGUGUUUCCUUGGCAACAAAGAGUCAGUUUUGCAAAGAGCAUCGCCUCUGGCAUGGCUUACCUUCAUUCAAUGAGCAUCAUCCACAGAGACCUCAACUCUCACAACUGCCUGGUUAAACUGGACAACACUGUAGUGGUUGCUGAUUUCGGUCUGUCCCGGCUCAUCGUAGAGGAGAAAGUUAAACCUCCUCCAGAGAAACCUUCAACCAAGAAGAGGGUGUUGAGGCGCAUUGACCGGAAGAAGCGUUAUACUGUUGUUGGGAACCCCUACUGGAUGGCUCCAGAAAUGCUAAAUGGUAAACGUUACGACGAAAAGGUGGAUAUUUUCUCAUUUGGAAUCGUUCUUUGUGAGAUUAUUGGAAAAGUGUACGCAGACCCUGAGUGCCUCCCCAGGACGCAGGACUUUGGCCUGAAUGUUGGCAAGUUUGUGGAGAAGUUUCUCCCUGAAGACUGUCCUCCAGGUUUCUUUCCCCUGGCUGUGGCCUGCUGUGACCUCACACCAGACAACCGUCCAUCUUUCCAGAAGUUGGAAGACUGGUUUGAUGCCCUCUCGCUUUACCUGGAACUGAGAAUCCCUCUGCCAGCUGAACUGGACGAACUCCAUCAGAAUCUGAGUCAGCUCUACUGGCCUAAGGAUCCGGUCCAGAGCUCAGAGGAGCCAGCCACUCCAACAGCAGCCUCUCCAGACUGCACCAGCAUGACGGACAAUGGCACCUAGGAUUUGUGCCUUUUUGAAAUGUGGCUCACUCAUUCACUCUCUGUGACGCCUCUUAACUACUGCACUAAUUCUGUGGUGGUGGUGUGGUGGGGGGACAAGGGGUAUAGAGGGAAACGGUGUUGAAACCGAGCCAAGUUAGAACUGGAUAACCUGAGAUAGCUGGACCGGUUGUCCUGUUUUUUGGAACAUAACUCUGAGUGCCAGUGAACUGCAGUGAAAAUGAAGAGACACAUUUCAAAUUCCUAA